This is a messenger RNA of Mesoplodon densirostris (Blainville's beaked whale), 1113 nucleotides long. RefSeq names its product hydroxyacid oxidase 1 (gene HAO1). Gene Ontology annotation, molecular function: FMN binding; oxidoreductase activity. The record is from RefSeq and is a predicted model, not a curated record. Lineage: Eukaryota; Metazoa; Chordata; Mammalia; Artiodactyla; Ziphiidae. The transcript is spliced from 8 exons. Bases 1 to 1113 code for a protein of 370 amino acids.
AUGUUCACCCGGCUUGUUUGCAUCAGUGAUUAUGAACAACAUGCUAAAUCCAUACUUCCAAAGUCUAUAUAUGACUAUUAUAAAUCUGGGGCAAAUGAUCAGGAAACCUUGGAUGAUAAUAUUGCAGCAUUUUCCAGGUGGAAGCUUUAUCCACGAAUGCUCCGGAACGUUGCUGAAAUAGACCUGUCGACUUCUGUUUUAGGGCAGAGAAUCAGCAUGCCAAUCUGCGUUGGGGCUACUGCUAUGCAGUGCAUGGCUCAUGUGGAUGGCGAGCUUGCAACUGUGCGAGCUUGCAGGUCACUGGGAACAGGCAUGAUGCUGAGCUCCUGGGCCACCUCCUCAAUUGAAGAAGUGGCAGAAGCUGGUCCUGAUGCACUUCGCUGGCUGCAGCUGUACAUCUACAAGGACCAUGAGGUUACCAAGAAGCUGGUGCGGCGGGCUGAGUGCAUGGGCUACAAGGCCAUAUUUGUGACGGUGGACACACCUUACUUGGGCAACCGCUUCGAUGAUGUGCGUAACAGGUUCAAACUGCCACCUCAACUCAGAAUGAAAAAUUUUGAAACCAAUGAUUUAGCAUUUUCUCCCAAGGAAAAUUUUGGAGACAACAGUGGACUUGCUGCAUAUGUGGCUAAAGCAAUAGACCCAUCUAUCAGCUGGGAGGAUAUUAAAUGGCUGAGAAGACUGACAUCCCUGCCCAUUGUUGCAAAAGGCAUUUUGAGAGGUGAUGAUGCCAGGGAGGCAGUUAAACAUGGUUUGGAUGGGAUCUUGGUGUCAAAUCAUGGGGGUCGACAGCUCGAUGGGGUGCCAGCCACUAUUGAUGUUCUGCCAGAAAUUGUGGAGGCUGUGGAAGGGAAGGUGGAAGUCUUCCUGGAUGGGGGUGUACGGAAGGGGACUGACGUUCUGAAAGCUCUGGCCCUGGGAGCCAAGGCUGUGUUUGUGGGGAGACCGAUCAUUUGGGGCUUGGCUUCGCAGGGAGAGAAAGGCGUUCAGGGUGUCCUUGAGAUACUGAAGGAAGAAUUCUGGUUGGCCAUGGCUCUAAGUGGGUGCCAGAAUGUGAAAGUCAUCGACAAGACAUUGGUGAGGAAAAAUCUUUUGGCCGUUUCCAAGAUCUGA